AUGGGAAGCAUCUCACUCGUAGACCAGAACCUCACAAGCUCACCGUCCUCAUCGCCCGGCGAUUCACCCCUCAAGGCGUCUCCUUGCUCACCCGGCAAAUUUAUCCAUGAAACAGAGAUGCCUCUUUCAGUUCUGUCAGACGUUCCCAUAGGCGCCGCUACCGUACUAUCUCCCGUCGCAGAAGAGGCGGAGAGCCCGCUGAAGAAGCCCCCGCUCGACCUUGCCGAAGAUGACGGCGAUACCUCGUCAAUGCUAGCUGAAAUGUCGCAUGCCACGGCCGAGGCAAGUGCCAUCAAUGCCUCGAGCAAGAUCAGCUCCGAUCACUCCAGGAUAACGCCUCUGUCACCUCAGACGAUGCCCUCGUCGCCUGGACACGAAGUGAAGAAGAAAUCGUCUACGCGCCAUCUCAAGCGCAUCUCAUCAACCCUCUCACCGUUUCGUAAGUCGCCCAAACAGAGUCAGGAUUGCGAGGACAGCUUCUUGCUCGAAUCGCCAGCUAUUUCGCCUUCAAAACUAUCUCCCCAUAAAUCCAGUGAUCCAGGCAGCGGCCACCUUACAACGAAGAAAACGGCCUUGGCGAGCGCCGUUGCCGCUCUCGCACACGCAGCCACGCAUGUCACUCGCGGUACCGUCGGCGUUCCGCAUGAGUCGCAGUCGAAAGACCUGGCAGAUAUGCUGACGAAACCUGCUCAGUCCGUGCUUUCGUCAAAAGACCCCGGCGAAGACAGCGCAAGCACGGGGAGCAUGUCGCUGACAUCCACUCACAUUAACGAGGCACCUUCGUGUGGGUCUACGGAAGAGAACACAUCGGGUCUGGAACUGACAGAAGCGGCAUCGCUGGCCUACGAUGCCGAGAUCUGCCGCGAAGCAGAGACUGAGACUAAGCUUCCGUUCAACAAAGGCAAACAGGUUGAUGGCGCAAAUCGCAAGCCGAUGACACUUUCGCUUGGAUCUCUCGAGGGCACUCGCUUUGGUUCCUCCAGGUCACCAAUCGCAAUGUCGUCACCCAUGCCUGGCUUGGCAGCAGAUCACGUUCCGCGCAAUCCAAUGGAGGAUGAACAGCUCGAAGUUCGUGCGAGAGCAGACAAUGGCUACAGCGCACUGAUCAAGCCCUCAGCCGAGCCACAGCGCAUCCUGAUGGCCCGCUUGAGGGCCUUUAUCUUGGGCUACGUAUUGCCUUAUAAGAUUGCGCUUGUCAUGCAAGAGCUUCUGACGCACGGCACUUUCACGCGACAGCCCGCUCUCGGUAUGACGGCAGACAAGAUCAACUGGCCUCUCCUGUCGAUUCUACUGCUUUUGAUCUGCAACUGGCGCACUUUGCCGUUUGUCUGGCACAUCCGUCUCUGGAGUCUCGUGCCUCGGUAUUACUUUGCUCGUACGCUCGAGAUCCUCUAUGCACAGUCAUACUACGGUUCCAAAAACGAGAUUGAGAUUUUACCCAAGCUACUCAACACGACCAUCCAAGCGUCACCUUUCAAACAUCAAGUCUCCACGGUCUUCGGCUCGACCUACGAGGACUGCGACUACCAUCUUCAUCUGUCCAAUAGCGCCUUCUCGUACAGACUGGACGAGGCUCGCAUGGCCUGGUAUCUUCACUCGGUCUUCUUCGCCACCGAUCAGCUCAAGAAUCUCUACAUGGCUCUCGGCGGCGUCAGCUACACGUUCAAGCGCGAAGUACCCAUGCUCACCGAGUAUACCAUCGACGUUGGUAUCGAGACAUGGGACCAGAAAUGGGCAAGUUGCAUGUACAUCUAUCUCUGGGCCAAAUGGACCACAGAGACACCCAAAGGAACUGUCACGCAUUGCGAAGCAAUCUGUCGCUGCACCUUCAAGAUCAGAGCGGAUCCACUGCGUCGUUCGGUACCACCUGGACGUGUGCUCUCGCUCGCUGGAUUUGGACCGACGCUGGUCAACUGGAAGCAAGCUCGCGUGAUCCGCGCAUCUGGCGGUCAUCAGGCUGCUCUCGACUGGCUUCUCAAAGGUCGAGAGGAGAAGGGCACCGACGGCAUGGACGUCUUUGAGCCCGAGCGCAUCCGUCGCCUGCUCGAGCUUGCUCCGGGCAGCGAUCUUCAGGCCGUCAAAGCUAUCAUCAGCUAA
Messenger RNA from Mixia osmundae IAM 14324, 2097 nucleotides. RefSeq lists its product as uncharacterized. Lineage: Eukaryota; Fungi; Basidiomycota; Mixiomycetes; Mixiales; Mixiaceae. The record is from RefSeq and is a predicted model, not a curated record. Bases 1 to 2097 code for a protein of 698 amino acids. The transcript has 3 exons.